This is a messenger RNA of Cladophialophora bantiana CBS 173.52, 2877 nucleotides long. RefSeq lists its product as uncharacterized. Gene Ontology annotation, cellular component: membrane. Gene Ontology annotation, biological process: arachidonate metabolic process. Bases 1 to 2877 code for a protein of 958 amino acids. NCBI's taxonomy places the organism in Eukaryota, Fungi, Ascomycota, Eurotiomycetes, Chaetothyriales, Herpotrichiellaceae. The transcript is spliced from 6 exons. The record is from RefSeq and is a predicted model, not a curated record.
AUGAAACUUUCCAAUCACAGCCAAUGGCUCAGCAUUAGCAAGCAGGGCUUCGAAACCGCUCUGCUCGAGUCUAAUAGACUGCGAUCACUCCUUCGUAGCGUGGCUGAUCCCGACGAGGUGGAACCGAGUCUAUAUGUGUUUAUUGGGGCCCGGACGAAGUCUAUUGCCCUUGAGAAGGCGUUUGGGAUCAGACGCAGAAAGAUUUUCAAAAGUAAACAGUAUGCCGGGGAUGUAGAUCUGCAUAUGGCGUCCAGCUCCGAGCAGUCCACCAGACCAUUGCUGGUCGCUGACGCUUCUCUCAACACCAGAGGCUUUCGAUAUCACACGACAGGCCACGGCUGUCAGGAGAUAAAUAGAUGGCCUCUGCGUAAUUCCGAGUCAUAUUCUCCAGACGGGCUCGAACAGGCACUGCUUAGCCGUCUACUCUUGCCGUUCACAGAUGUUAUCUGCUUCUUUGCUUCAGAUUUAGGAGGCUUUCCCACCAUCGCACGUCAUCUUGCUGGGUGGCUUCGUAGCAAAACCGUUUCAACAGCACCGCCUCUGACGAAGCCCACCGUCAUGAUUGUCACCGACAAGAUGCCAACGACAGCCCAGAGAGAACAAGAAGCGAAAAAGGCGUUUCUCUGGUUGUUGAAAGAGCAGAGCGCAGACAACCUAUUUGAUCUCAUAUCCGACCUUGACGUUGUUGCCAUCCACCCACCCCGUACUUUUGGACCCUCCCCUAACUGGAAUCGAUUGAAAGGGCGGCUGUUGAGGGCGUCAAAUAGGGCGCGGAAACACAGAGUUGAAUCGCACACGCUGUACUCCAUGACUCACUUAGUGGCUUUUAUCGAGGCAGCCUGCAAGCACUUUUCCGAAUCCGCGACCGAACCAUUCAAUUUCAUUCAAGCCUCUCGUUUGCGGAAUCCAGCCGCCUUAGACCUGAAGAAACACCUUGCAAAUCUCUUCGGGCACUGUGCAACACCGGAAGAUGUAAUCAGUUUUGCCGCUCCGGUAAUUGCUUCGAGUUUCCUUUUAGACAGCUAUCCCCCAGAUUGUCACGUAUUCGACCCACGACACAUCUUCCGAGAAAUGUACUAUGAGGCCGUUAACGAUGCACUUGGCGAACGUGUCAUAUCUUUCGAGUCAUCAUCCAAGGUAAUUUUGCGUACGGGGGUUCUGAAGGAGAUUCAGACUCACCUGCUUGAAUAUUUUGAGAGGUUGACUUCGUCCCCCGACUCCUCUAGUGCGCUCAUCCAUUUGACAAAUAUCCAACGGCAUAAGGACAGAUGGAGCCAAAUUUAUAGUGAGGUCACUUGCUUUUGCUGUACCAGUCGAACUCCACAAUAUCGUUUCCCCUGUGGCCAUUUGGUGUGUGAGACCUGUGUCCAAAUUUUUGGGAAAGUGACACCAAGUGAACCGUGGACCUAUCGGGUUAAUUGCUGCUUCCUCUGUGGGGAAGAAUGGACAAUGGAAGUCAUUGUCACAGUAAAAGCCCCUACACGUGGAGUGAGUAUUUUGUGUCUCGACGGUGGUGGAACGCGGGCCAUUAUCCCGUUGACAUUGAUGAAGAGGAUUCAGGAGCGGACCGGUCUCCCAAUACCCAUUCAGAAAUAUUUCAAGCUAGUCGCUGGCGUCAGUUCAGGAAGCAUCACGGCAUUAGCUAUGUACCACAAGGGCUGGCCUCUGGACAAGUGCAUCCAGUCGUUUCUGAAACUGGCUAAAUCUUCUUUCAAGCAAGAAAAUACUCUCGGCAUCCCUUUCAUAUCCUGGGUAGCAAAGUUAUUCCGGCUUUAUGCUCGGGAUGGACUCUACAAGCCUGAAAACCUCGAAUCGAUCUUGCAGAAUCUUCUAGGGCAAGAGACAAGGAUGCUUGACUGCUCCUAUGCCACCCAGCUGGGGGCGAAAAUAUGCGUGCUUGUUGCGACAGUGCUAAAGAAGCCGUCCUGCCGGAUUUUUGCUAAUUAUAUGCGCCCUAAUGAGAAUCACGGUAAGCGCAUGUUAUAUAUAGUAUCUGCUGUCGCAGGGGCAAACGUCCCGCUCUGGGAGAUAUUCUUCCCUACCAAGCAUAUUCCUAAGGUAGGCACAUUCCAAGAUAUAGGUCUUCUCUCAAACGAUCCGGUCGCCACGGCUUUCUCAGAAGCAGCCAUGCUAUACCCGUCGACGCCAACCGAUCUGAUCCUGUCUCUGGGGACCGGGAAGGUUCCGAAGGUCGAAUACGACCAGUUAUGUGAAGUCGCCGCCCCUCCAGCCCGGGCUGCUUUUAGAAUACGAGAUUUGGUCUGGGAGAAGUCGAGAGAUCAGCAGGUCCGACAAGUGUUUGCUCAUCAUCCGAGAUACCAUCGACUAGACCAUGAGGUCGACCAGGAUUAUGGCCUUGACGAUGUUAAUCACAUGCUUAAGCUUAAGUCCGAUGUCGAGCACGAUACUUCGCUAUCGGAAUCGAUUGAUCGAGUUGCUUGGUGUGCGGUUGCCUCAUUAUUUUACUUCGAACUCGUCGAUUUACCGAUGCGAGACAACGGAAAAGACGCAGAAUUUAAAAUAUUACUCUCUCAACUUACCUCCUGUCGUGCCCAGUUCUAUAUUAACGGGGAACCCCUCCCAGUUGAUUGGUCCGACUCGAGAUCCCUUGAUGGGUAUGGAAAUUUUUGUCGGAAAGUUACACUGGAGACUGCCGAGCAAAUCAGCAUUAUCCUGCGAAUGGGAGAUACGUCCGCCGAAACUUAUAUUAGUGGCUUACCGUCAACGAUUAACAAUAUUAUAGAAGCACAAGGCUUAAAUGCGUAUUUUGGAACCCAAGAUCACCGUAAAAGAAAGAGACCGGUAGACAGCAAAUUCCAUUCUGGAAAGAGAAGAAGGAUGUCGGACGGAGCUCGUAAAUAUCGCACCCGGUUAUAG